Messenger RNA from Quercus lobata, 5926 nucleotides. RefSeq names its product TMV resistance protein N-like. The record is from RefSeq and is a predicted model, not a curated record. Gene Ontology annotation, molecular function: metal ion binding; ADP binding; protein binding. NCBI's taxonomy places the organism in Eukaryota, Viridiplantae, Streptophyta, Magnoliopsida, Fagales, Fagaceae. The transcript is spliced from 20 exons. Gene Ontology annotation, biological process: signal transduction; defense response. Bases 546 to 4991 code for a protein of 1481 amino acids.
ACCAUUUACCAUUAUGACACGUACGUAUUCAAUGCCCCCACCAUUUUUGUAACAAUAGAGUUAUCACAUCUUUUGCUAGUCACCUCCCUGAAUUUACGCUCUGUCCUCAUUUUGAACAAGCGGGAUGUGUAUGCUGUGGUGUACAGUAGAGUUGACUCAUACGAUGACUCUCACAUGCACAUGGGGUCGACCACUUAUAACUCAUUCUUUGAAUCUUGCCGAAUGAAGUUUCUUUGUAAAUUUCCUACAUCACCGCUUGAACAUCGAAUUUCUCAUAAAUAAUAAGGCCAUCUCUCACUCUUGCUCUCUGUCUGUCUUUCUCUCUCUCUCAGCUCUUGCUCUCCGCCUCUCUCGUUCUUUCUCUCGACUGGUCCUGCUCUUAAAUCCUUCUAUUGGUGGCUCAUGCUACCUCCAAUCUGAUCAGUGAUCACCUGUAAACUCUGUGCUCUCUGAGGUUAAGAACUUGAGAUCGCUAUAAUCUUCUUAUUGUUCGGUGAAACUAGAGUUACAAUAGUACUUUUUUUAUAUACACAUCAGUGGCUUCAAUGGGCAUGGAAAACGCCUCGUCAUCUUCUACUGCCCAAUGGAAAUAUGAUGUCUUCAUCAGUUUCAGAGGAAAGGACACCCGCAACAAUUUUAUGGAUCAUCUAUAUAAUGCUUUGAUAGUGAAAGGCAUUAACACUUUUAGAGAUGAUGAGAAACUUGAGAGAGGAAAAUCCAUUUCACUAGAGUUGUUGAAAGCGAUAGAAAAGUCGAGAUUUACUGUUGUCAUUCUCUCAAAAGACUAUGCAUCUUCACAUUGGUGCUUAGAUGAACUUGCAAAAAUCAUUGCUUGCAAGGAAGACAUGGGAAUGAUAGUUUUGCCUGUUUUUCACUAUGUGGAGCCAUCUUAUGUACGGAAACAAAUGGGAACUUUUGCGCAGGCAUUUAUUAAACAUGAAGAGAAGGAGGAAGAAACAAGGGUGGAUAAAUGGAGAGAUGCUUUGAGACAAGUGGGCAACCUCCCUGGAUGGCAUUUAAAGGAUACUAGGCCUGAGUCACAAGUUAUCCAAGAAAUCGUGGGUUGGAUAUCGCUCAACUUGAAAUAUGAAGCAUUCCCAUGUAUUACCGAGGACCUAGUAGGGAUACAUUCUCGACUGGUAGAAUUGGAGUCAUGUUUAGCUCUAGAUUCAAAAGAUGUCCUCUUUAUAGGGAUUUGGGGGAUGGGAGGGAUGGGUAAGACAACUCUUGCUAGAGUUGUUUAUCAUAUGUUUUCUAAAGAAUUUGAAGCUCGUGGUUUUAUUAAGGAUGUUAGGAAAAAUUUUGAAAAAAAUGGUUGUGUUUCACUACAACAGAAAAUUAUUAAUGAAGUUUUGAUGGAAAAAAAUUUGAAAAUUGAAGAGGAGUAUGAUGGAGUUCUCAAGAUCAAGAAUAGGUUAUGUCGUAAAAGAGUUAUUCUUGUUCUUGAUGAUGUACAUGAAGUGAAACAGUUAAGAAUGUUAGCAGGGGAGUGUAAUUGGUUUGGUCCGGGUAGUAGAAUUAUCAUAACAACAAGAGAUGCGCAUAUGCUUAAAGCACAUCGAGUAAAUGAAAUAUAUGAAGUUAAAGGAUUGAAUGAUGAAAAUGCUCUUCAACUUUUUUGCUUGAAAGCUUUUGAAAAAAAGCAUGUCCUUGAUGAUUAUAUAGAGUUGUCUAACCAUUUUUUGAAUUAUGCUAGUGGCCUUCCUUUAGCUCUUGAGGUUUUGGGUUCCUUUUUGUUUGGAAAAAGUACUGUUGAAUGGAAAACUGAAUUAGAGAAACUCCAAGAAUAUCCCGACGAAGAAAUUCUCCAAGUACUUAAAAUAAGUUUUAAUGGACUCCAAAAACCACAGAGGGAAAUAUUCUUGCAUAUUGCAUGCUUUUUUAAUAAUCAAAAGAAAGAUUAUGUAUUAGAAAUACUAGAUAUUCUGGGCCUUUACCCUAUUAUUGGAUUGAAGGAACUCACUGAUAAGUCUCUCUUGAAAAUUAUGGAUAAUGAUGUAGUGUGGAUGCAUGAUUUACUUGGAGAAAUGGGCAGGAACAUAGUUCGUCAAGAGUGCCUUGAUCCUGGGAAGCGUAGUAGACUAUGGGAUUAUAAGGACAUUAACAAAGUGUUAAAAAAAAAUAAGGGGACAGAAGCACUUAAAGCCAUGGAUAUUGCGAGUACUUGUAAUGAACAACAAGAUGGACGUUGGAACCCUGAGGCCUUUUUGAAGAUGGAUAAUCUUAAAUUUCUUAGAAUUUAUGGAACUUUCUAUGUCCCCACACACCUUCCUAAUGAUUUAAUAAUUCUUGAUUGGAUUUCGUAUCCUUCAAAAUCUUUGCCAUCAAGUUUCCAGCUAGAUGAGCUUGUUCAACUUUGCUUGCAACAAAGCCAAAUUCAACAACUUUGGACAGGAAUAAAGAAUUUUGACAAGUUGAAGUUCAUUGACUUGACCGACUACAUGGACCUGUUUAUAACUCCAGACUUCACUGGAGUCCCAAAUCUUGAGAAAUUAGUUCUUGUAAGGUGUACAAAUUUACGCGAGAUUCACCCAUCUAUUGGAAUUCUUAAAAAACUUAUUUAUCUUAAUUUACAAGAUUGUGAAAGACUAAUUCGUCUUCCAAGCAAGUUUGGAAUGGAGUCUCUUGUGACUCUUGAAAUUUCUAAUUGCCCAAAACUCAAGACAAUUCCCAAAUUUGUGGCAAACCCGAAAUUCUUACAGGAGCUUUCUUUGGAUCGCACUGCUAUUGUGGAUCUAAUUAAAAACUUGCCAGAGAACCUAUGGAUAAUCAAAGGCCUAGAGAUACUUGAUUUGAGCAAAGCAGAUAUAGAAGAGCUGCCUUCAUCAAUUGAACGUUUGACUGACCUUACUUCAUUAACUCUAAGAUAUUGUGAGAAUCUUGUGAGCCUUCCUAACACCAUUUGUAAUUUGAAGUUGCUUAAGUCUCUUGAUCUUUUUGGAUGCUUAAAAUUUCGUAACUUGCCAAAGAACAUAGAAAAUGUAAAAGGUUUGGAGUUGCUUAAUUUGUGUUGGACAGCCAUAAGGGAUGUUCCUUCUUCCAUUGCCCUGCUUAAAAAUCUCAAACAUCUAUAUAUCUGUAGAUGGAAUUCAUCUGAAUCUUAUUCCCUGCCAACAAGUCUUGAGCUGCUAGGCUUAGUAUUUCCUUCAUUAAUUUCAGCAAGUCAUGUGAAUCCCAUAAUAUCGGCGCAUCAGAUGAGCUCAGAACGUGGUUCCCCGCAACCUCUUCAAUUAUUAUUGCCUUCCUUAUCAGGUCUUCAAUCUUUAACAUAUUUGCAUCUUAGUGACUGCUCUCUUCUGUCAAUCCCCAAUGACAUUGGCUGCUUGUCCUCUUUGGAACACUUAAAUCUAAGUGGAAAUGAUUUUGUUUCCCUUCCUGAAAGCAUGUCUCAACUGUCUAAUCUUCGAAGACUCUAUUUGGAGGGUUGCAAGAAGCUUUGGUUAUUGGAAAAUAUUCCAUCAACUAUUGAUUCAGUAAUUGCAAACAAUUGUACCUCAUUGAUGAGAUUGCCAGAACUGCAAUUUUAUACUUUUAAGUCAGAUCUCUCCCAUUUGAAUUUCCAGUGUGUUAACUGCUUAAGAUUGGCUAUUUAUAUUGAAAGAAGUGAUAGCAUGCUUCAGGGGCAAAGUGGUAAACUACCAGACAUCUUUGACAUUAUUAUUCCUGAAAAUUACUUUCCUGAAGUUUGCUUUUCAGAAAGGUUUGAACAUGAAUCUGUAAGUCAUGAAUUGAAGGUACAAGUGCCUUAUGGGCGUCAUGAAUGGAUGGGAAUUGAGUUGUGCGUUUGUUUUUCAGUCGCAGAGGCUUCUAAAGAUUUUCUACUUACAUGUUGGAUUAAAGUCAAUGGAUUUGAAAGCGCAUCACCAAUACGCUCUUCUUUUAGGGUAAACUAUGGUAGAGUUAGUUCACGUCACUUUUGGCGGCUCUAUUUGUCUCCUCGCUAUUUCGACUCCCAAUGGGGAGAAAAUUUUCGUCAAAUUGAUGGGAAUAGAUCCAAUAAAAUUGAGAUUAGAAUAAGUAAUUCAAAUAACUUGGAGGUGGAGAAAGUCGGGAUUCAUUAUGAUUUUAUUAAUGAUGGGGCUAGGCCUUUUGGAGAAGGCUAUUCAAUUGACAAACUUCCUCCACUGAUAAGCAAAUAUUUGGCUGUUCCACCUCUUGCUGCAACAACUGAAUCCCUUCCUGAGAGACCAGGGAUGCCAGAUUGUCCAUAUUUUCUGAAAACUCAAAGAUGCAAGUUUGGAUUGAGGUGUAAGUUUAAUCAUCCAAAAGAUAAAUUGGUGACUGAGGUUGCUCUAGAGAAUGCUGCCAUAUCUGCAUUACCUGAGAGGCCAUAUGAGCCCCCAUGUGCUUUCUAUAUGAAGACUGGAAAAUGUAAAUUUGGUCCAUCCUGCAACUUCAAUCACCCAAAAGAUAUUCAGAUACCUUCGCUUGGGCAAGAGAAUGGUAAUGUUGAACAGACUGAAUUAACAAUUAAGGCACUAGCAAUUGCAGAUGCAAUACUAGCUAAUAGUCUUGCUUCAUACACCCCGGCAUUAAUAUAUAACUCCAAGGGACUUCCUGUUAGACCGGGUGUAGCUGAUUGUCUUUUUGACCUCAAAACUGGCAGUUGCAAGUAUGGUGCCACUUGCCGCUACAACCAUCCUGACCGGCAUGCGAUUAAUCCACUAGCUAAUAGUCUUGCUUCAUACACCCCGGCAUUAAUAUAUAACUCCAAGGGACUUCCUGUUAGACCGGGUGUAGCUGAUUGUCUUUUCUACCUGAAAACUGGCAGUUGCAAGUAUGGUGCCACUUGCCGCUACAACCAUCCUGACCGGCAUGCGAUUAAUCCACCUGCCGCUGCAUUAGGCCUUCCCAUUGUUGCCUCCCCAGCAACCAAUCUGAACAUUGGAGUUGUCAAUCCAGCAGCUUCUAUUUACCAGACUAUUGACCCUAGAUUGUCUCAGCCAACGGUUUUACCCAGAAAAGAAAAAGAAAAAGAAAAAGUAAAAUGAUGGGAGUUGGAGUUGGAGUUGGAGUUGUACAGACACAACAGGCACACAGUCUGUCAACAUCAUCAUCAAAUGACUCUUCUUCAACCUCAACCCCAGAGUCAAAUGAAAAAGAAGAAGUGGAUAACAACAAUAAUAAUAAUAGUAAUAGAAAGGGCCCUGAUCUGAAAACGCUUGUGAGGAGAUUCUGGAAGGUGGCAGUUGGCGGCUGUGUUUGCUCUCACUCUAGGAACCACAGGCAUCAAUGUCGGCUUCAACUUCCUCGGCCGUGACUUCUACAAUGCUCUUGCCAGUACUUUCACUACUACUUUCUAACUUAACUACCAUUUCUUCUCUUCUCUAUUAUUACUAUAACUGUUUUUUGUUAACUUUUAUAGACAGGGACCAAGAACAAUUCACGAAGCAACUUCUGUAUUACCUGGGUGCCUUUGCUGGUGGAAUUCCGUUUUUUGUAUUGAGAGAUUAUGCAAGAGACACUCUAGCUUUGAGAUGGAGGUCUUGGAUGACUAGAUAUUACAUGGAACGCUAUCUGAAGAAUCAGACAUUUUACAAAAUUCAAUCACAAUCAAUUAUUGACAACCCAGAUCAGCGGAUUGUUGAUGAUCUAAGUUCCUUCACUGGGACAGCCCUUUCUUUCUCUUUGAUACUAUUCAAUUCUGCUGUAGACUUGAUAUCAUUUAGUAACAUCUUGUAUGGCAUCUAUCCUCCACUGUUUAUCAUUCUUCUUGUGUAUUCGAUUGGUGGAACAGCUUUAAGUGUUUUUCUUGGAAAGGGUUUGGUGACUCUAAAUUUCUUGCAAGAGAAGAAAGAAGCAGAUUUUCGUUACGGACUUGUACGCGUUAGAGAAAAUGCUGAAUCAAUUGCUUUUUAUGGUGGCGAAGAUAACGAAAUGCAACUUCUGCUGCAGCGCUUCAGAAGUGCUUUUGAAAAUUUGACUG